This is a messenger RNA of Aspergillus tanneri, 1029 nucleotides long. Its product is annotated as Kelch repeat protein. Lineage: Eukaryota; Fungi; Ascomycota; Eurotiomycetes; Eurotiales; Aspergillaceae. The transcript has 2 exons. The record is from RefSeq and is a predicted model, not a curated record. Bases 1 to 1029 code for a protein of 342 amino acids. Gene Ontology annotation, molecular function: protein binding.
AUGGUACGUGCUGUGUGGACAAAUUUACUUUCGGAUGUCUCCUUGCGGAGAUCGUCCCAAACCUUAUCAAGUAUCGCUGGCAAUGCAUAUCUCUACGGAGGGGAGCUGCAACCCCGUGCGCCAGUGGACUCAAUUAUAUAUUGCAUAGCCGUGGACCGUGAUGGAGGUUUGGCCAACAAAAUCUCCACGAUUACCAGUCCAUCCAUAGCACCACAACCAAGAGUCGGAGCAGCAUCUACCACACUUGAUGGCAAGAUCUAUGUGUUUUCAGGCCGUGGUGGAACCGCCAUGGCGCCGAUUGAAGAGAACGGUUCAUUCUGGGUUUUCGACCCUAGUGCCAGUACCUGGUCCCAGGUUAAGCCCGAAGAUCCUGAGCUCCCGUAUCCUGCGGGACGCAGCUAUCAUGCCCUUGCAUGCAACGGCAAAGAUACAAUCUUCCUCCACGCUGGCUGUCCAGAAAAAGGUCGGCUGUGCGACUUGUGGGCAUUCAAUAUUGAUACUCUCCGAUGGAGCCAAUUAGCAUCGGCUCCGAAGCCUGAAAGAGGCGGUACUUCGAUUGCAUAUGCAGCGGGGAAACUGUUCCGGAUGAAUGGCUUCGAUGGAAAUAAAGAACAAGGCGGUGCAUUGGACGUGUUUGAUACGAUGAAGAAUGUCUGGGAUACCAUUCAUUAUCCGACGGAUGGAAUUUCGGGUCCCAGUGCGCGCAGUGUGAGCUGUCUGUUGUCGGUUAAAGUUGCUGGGAAACCAUGUCUUGUCACCAUGUUUGGUGAGCAUGACCCCAGCAGUCUGGGCCAUCAGGGAGCAGGUAAGAUGCUUACGGACGUGUGGAUCUUCGACAUUACGUCUCGGAAAUGGACAGAACUCCGGCCGGAUGGAAAAGACGCGCCUCAAGGGCGUGGGUGGUUCGAUGCGGAUGUGAUUGAAAACGAUUCACAGUCAAGUAUUGUUAUUCAUGGCGGUUUAGCGGAGUCAAAUGACCGUCUCGGGGAUGUGUGGCGGCUUGACUUUGAUACGGCUUCUAUUCACUAG